UUUCCCCAUGCCUGUCAUGCAUCAGUACUGUACCACGGAAAAAACCCAUCGCAUUACACCUAGGCAUGGGGUAUGCGUGUUGGAGAUACUUUUCGCCGGACGGGGCCAAUGCUUCGUACAUCCGAGGUUUCCCACUGACCCCAAUCACGACCUCUGGAUCUGUGACCCUCUCGCUCGGGCAGACUCAUCCGCACCUCUCCGUAGUUCUGACCUCAUUUGCAAAUCGUUGCCAUUGGACCAGCUACAUUCCGUUUGAUCUGCACAGUUUAAGAAGAGACAACUCACCGACCAAUAACCAUCAGACGAGCUUUGCGGGGAUCUGCAACGAGCUGGUCUAAUUAAUAUUUUCAGUAGCAGCCGUGACCUUGUCUUUGGUGCAUCAUUUGGCUCUACUUCCGCAUGCAACGGCAUGGUGCGAGAAUACAAGACCGUAUUCAUUAUAGUAACAAUCAUACCGCUUAUCCUCAGAAGGUAGAGCUCCAAGAUAUUGGUACGCACUAUACACGGUACCUUGGCAAACGUGUGUAUGCUGUAGUGCGUUGGAGCGGCAAGCCUGCAGUGCUCACUGUACAUGCGAGCAGUCAGCGGCACUCACUGGACCGGCGCCCCCGGGGAGUCCCCGCUAUCUGGAGAGCAGCUCUCCCUCGUUUCUGCAAGGCCUUUCUUCCUCCGCCGUGUCGAAGGAAAACCUGGGCAUACAACCGUGAGCGAGAGGUGCUGAUGUGCCUGCAUGCUUCCGCUCUAUUGUGCACAUCCAGCAACGCAGUAGGCGCGUUUACAUACAUCUGGUAUUACCGGAUAUUGCCAUUAUUGCUCUGCCAUGGGAAACUGCAAUCAACAUAGACUGGAUUGGUGCCCCGAACCAUCCAGUGGGGAGUGUGCGCCCGAACUGCCCUCCAUGGUUGGCAUGGAAAUGCUGGGAUGCGGCAGCUUCGGUCGCGUGUGGCGUGCAUCGUGGAGACCGAGCGCUGGCAAGGCUAGACCAGUGGAUGUUGCGGUCAAGGUGCCCGCUGGCCGCGCCGCGGAGGACGAAGCUGCACGGCGGGCCUUUAAACGUGAGAGUGAGAUAGUCAGCGAGCUGCGGCACGCUAACGUUGUGUCCGUCAAGCUAGCGUCAUCUCACCAGGGCCUGCCCUUUAUCGUAAUGGAACUUUCCACACGGGGCAAUCUACGGGAUUUCGCGCGAUCCUGCCAACGCCGCCGCAAGUCCCGUUUGAGCAAUGGAGGUGAUCACAUCCGCUGUCGAAUGUGCCUGGAUGUUGCCUCGGGUAUGCAGUAUCUAUCUCAGAGACGACUCGUACAUCGUGAUCUGGCAGCGCGUAACGUUCUGGUGAUGGCAGAUGGCAAGUGCAAGAUCACGGACUUCGGUCUGGCACGCAAGAUGAUCGAGUCGCCCAUCAGCUCCGUCUCCACCGAUGGCUUCACUGAUGCGGUGGGCAUGGAAACUGGGAGUGAGUACGCAUAUGUUACAACCGGCGGCGAGGUACCGCUUCCAAUACGCUGGUCAGCCCCGGAGCUGCUGCGGUCGGGUCACUGCAGUAGCAUGUCGGACGUGUGGAGCUUCGGGGUACUGCUCUGGGAGGUGAUGGCGUUCGGGGAAACCCCCUACUCGGAACUUGACGCUACUGGCUUGGUCAACGACCGCACUGGCAUCGAUUACGAGGUUAUGUUGAACCGCUUGGACAACGGAUACCGGCUAGGCCAACCUGAAGGGUGUCGUGACAUCGUCUACGGGCUUAUGAGAGACACUUGGGCGGACGGGCCGAGCUCACGGCCAACAUUCACCGACAUUGCUGUUCGACUGCAAGACAUCAUAGGACCAGCUAAGCCCAAUGUGUGGGCACGUUGCUUGCUUGCGGAACCGCUGUAACCGCGGCGGUGGCCCAUACGCAGCGAGCGCCAUGCUCAUAAAUCGGCAGGACCCUUCGCACACUGCGACCAUAAUUUUGAAGCUCCAUUCUAAAUUUAAUGUGUAUUGAACUUGAAUGCUCAGACAUUGCGUCUGCUUGAAAAUGCUUUGACAAAUUCUCCUUGAAUACGUUUUUAGAACACGGAGGCUCCACUGCAGCCAAUUCAUAUUAUGAUCAGUCAAUAUCAAUCGUCAAUAUCAAUUAUACAUGUAUACCGGAA
Messenger RNA from Sycon ciliatum, 2130 nucleotides. RefSeq names its product tyrosine-protein kinase CSK-like. The coding region runs from base 821 to 1870 and encodes 349 amino acids. Gene Ontology annotation, biological process: protein phosphorylation; cell surface receptor protein tyrosine kinase signaling pathway; multicellular organism development. The record is from RefSeq and is a predicted model, not a curated record. The transcript has a single exon. Gene Ontology annotation, molecular function: ATP binding; transmembrane receptor protein tyrosine kinase activity. Gene Ontology annotation, cellular component: signaling receptor complex; plasma membrane. NCBI's taxonomy places the organism in Eukaryota, Metazoa, Porifera, Calcarea, Leucosolenida, Sycettidae.